AAAACAGAGGAGACAAUAAAUGUGAACUAAGAAACGCCGCGUGGUUGUUUCUCUCUCUUCCCCGGCCCCUCCCUCCCUCUCUUUCUCUCUGCUUCUCAACCGAGGUGUUUAAAGCUCUCGUUUUCUUUUGUUUUUUUACUACUUCAUUUUCGUCCCUCACUCUUCUUCCCUGUUCCUGUAAGCCAUUUUUAAAUUCUCACUAAUUAUACUUUCAUCACUCAUCAGCAAUUAAUCCUCCAGGAAUUUCAGCCUCAAAUCUCCCUGUUCUGUGGCAGUUGUUGAUCAGAUUUCCAAAUUUUCAUUGUAUAAACAACAUUCUCAAUCAGGAUUUUAUCAAGAUCAACGAAGAAAUAUAAAGACAAAAAAGAAUUGGUAAUGGACUCGACAAUCUCGACUUACGAAGAACAUACAGAGGAAGAUACAUCAAGAGAGUUAUCAAUGAGGAAAAAGCGACGAAGAAUUGACCCAACCGUCAAUCAAAAUCAAUCGAACAACACUCAAAAUCAAAUUAGAUGGAGAUCACAAGGAGAACAAAAAUCCUACUCCUCUAAACUUCUAAAUGCUCUUCGACAAGUUCGCCGUCGUAAUCCUACAUCAGCGCCGGUUUCAGAAAGCCGAGCAGUUCGUGAUGCUGCUGACAAAGCUUUAGCGAUAGCGGCUAAAGGUCGUACUCGAUGGAGUCGAGCCAUUUUAGCUAAUCGGCUUAAGCUUCGUCUUAAAAAACAUAAGAAAGCUAAAGUUCGUUCAAGGUCACCUCCACAACCACCGGUUACUGGAACUAGCCGGUUAUUUGGAGAAAAUAAUGAACAACAGAAAUUAACGGCUCUUGAUAAACGUGUUAAGGUUCUUGGUAGGUUAGUUCCUGGUUGCCGGAAAUUAUCGUUGUCGAAUCUUCUAGAGGAAGCUACAGAUUAUAUUGCUGCUCUUCAAAUGCAAGUCGGAACUAUGGCAGCUCUUACAGAGCUUCUUACUGGUUCAAGUUCCGGUUCAAGUUCCGGUUCGAUGGAAACUAAUUCAACUGGUAGUUGACUCGAAUAACUGCUUAGCAAAUUUUUAAAACAUUAUUUUAUUUUUCUUCUUUUGCUUUUUAUUUUUUGAUAAGUAAUCGAAUGUAUUUUUAUUGUAUACAUCUGGCCUUUUUAUAUAAAAAAAAAUAUUUUUGGACCAUGUAGUUCUUUUUUUCUUUUACUUUUAGUAGCUCAGCCCAUGUGAAAUUUUAUUUCAUUUUUUUUUUUUGAAGAGAGUGAAAUUUUAUUUUUAUUAUGGUUCUCUUGGCUACUUUAGGCCGCCGGCUCUUUCUUUGAACUGAAAAAUAGGAAGUUUAUUUGCUAUAUAUUUUAUGUUUUUUUUUUUAAUGUUUUGCUAUAUUUUCUUUAUUUAUUAAUUGGUUUGAUUUUUAUGUUCAUUAGACAGACAUUCACAAGAAAAUUAAAUUAGAAUAGUAAGUAGAAGUCAUUAAAUGGGAACAUGGCAGCUAAUAAUGGAUGUUUGUACUAAAGUGCUGGAAGGCGGUUGGGUAUCCUUUUUAUAGGGGCAUAAUAAUUAAUUAAUUGGAAUUUUGAGUUCUUGCUUCCAAGUUCCAACCAUAUUCUUGGCUUUUAUAUUUUUCUAAAAAUAGAUUAGUUUAUCAUUCCUCU
Amaranthus tricolor (Joseph's coat) is the source of this 1637-nucleotide messenger RNA. RefSeq names its product transcription factor bHLH149-like. NCBI's taxonomy places the organism in Eukaryota, Viridiplantae, Streptophyta, Magnoliopsida, Caryophyllales, Amaranthaceae. Gene Ontology annotation, biological process: regulation of DNA-templated transcription. Gene Ontology annotation, molecular function: protein dimerization activity. The record is from RefSeq and is a predicted model, not a curated record. The transcript has 3 exons. Bases 376 to 1029 code for a protein of 217 amino acids.